GUCAACGAGCAGGAUGUUAUCACGCAGCUGUUUCGGUUUGACGCGUUUAUGCGAACAGGUCGUCAGAGCUGAGGAGAAAGUAGAGACGCGAGUCACCUUUCUCAGGAGGUCCUAACCGAGAUUUUUGCGGAACUCUCCAGAAUGGACAUUGCACUUUUGAAAGAAGAGUACAACUGUAAUAAACGGAAGCAAAUGCUCCAAACACGCGUUGUUUUAUUUAAAAAAGCAGUUGAAAUGGCAGAAGAACAUAUCCAGGCAAAGCUGAAAACACUUCUAAAACAACAAAAGAUUCAACUUUGGAAUCCCCCCUUCACAACGGACUACGAGGCAGGACAGCAGUCUAUGAAGGAACUUGCAAGCACAUAUGCUUCCCUCCUGGGUUUUUCUGUCUCUGAUGUGGAGAGUGCUUUGGUGUCAGUCCGGUCCCAGGCUGUCAAGAGAGGAGCGGGUAAUAACGCCUACAAAGAAACAUGCGUGGCUACACUGGAGCUCAAUCUUCCCAAGGUCUUCAGAAAGGAUACAAAGAGAAAUAAUUACUUGGAGACCAAACUGGAUAUUACCGUAAAAGAAGUGAUGAAUGAGAUAUAUGAAAAAUAUGGACUCAAAUAUAUCAAGUUAAUUUUGAAUGGCAAGAUACUGAACCCAGAUAAAAGACUUGAUGAGCAGAAUGUGAAGCACAAUGACAUGGUGAUGGUCCUGAAGGUGAGUGAGCCGGAGAGAAAACAAUUGAUGAAGGAGGAAGAGGAGAAGAAAAGGUCUCAGAAUGAGAGUGUGAAGAGAACUGAGAAGGGGUUCCAGAUUCUGUCAGAGAGAGAUGGAAGCGAUGACCCAGAAACCACUCCAUUUUUGGAAAUCGCCGACCAGAAAGGCAACCCCCUCAAAAUCCCAUCCAGUGAGAAAAAGGCUCUGAUCUUGGCCAUGGGCUUUCACGAGAAAGGCAGAGCGUUAAUGAAGAGGAAGGAGUACGAUGUGGCACUGUGUCAUUUGCUGGAAGCCAAUGAUCAGUUUGGUAAGUGUGACUCCACGCUGCUCAACACAGUGGAUAAUUAUGCAGUGCUGCAGCUGGACAUCGUGUGGUGCUACCGAGCGCUCGAGGCCCUUUCCUGCCUGGAUGACGGCAAGCAGAGGCUGCAGAAAGCUGAGCAGUGCUUCCUCAAGUGCUACGGAGAGCAGCACGAGAGGCUCCGGCUAAUCAAGGGGAACACUGGAUGCGAAGAAGUGCUUUUCCUGAGACUCUACCUGCUACAGAGUUUGCUGUCAUACCUGGACGGCAAGGAGAAACAAGCAGCUCAGACAUUAACAAAGGCGGAGGAUCUGUACCAUAGGCUCUGCUUGGACCCCGGUAAGAUGACGCAGCUGAUGAGCCUGGGGUACACGGAGCAGGAGGCACGCCUGGGCCUGCGGGCCUGCCAUGGGAACAUGGACGACGCCGUCCUGCACAUCAAUCAGAGGAGAAUGGAAAAGGAGGAGAUGAAACAGAGGGAGAGAGAAAAGAGGAGACGGCGCCUAGAGGCCAUCGACACCCUCGUGCAGCUGGGCUACUCCAAGAAAGACGCUGCCAAAGCGCUCAACCAGACCGACGGAGACAUGGACAGGGCAUUUGUGAUUCUUCUAGAUACCUGCCGGCCCUCCGUGGCCACCAGCAACAACUCUGGGACUGCCGACUCUGACCCCGACAGGGAAGCCAAAAUUCUGCAGGUACGAGGUGGCUGCGUUCAUACGGAGGUCGUUGAAGCUGCUCUCAGACAGACCAGGGGCAACGUCCAGCUAGCCUCCCAGGUGAUACUGAACCAGGGAUCCCUGCCUCCAGAGCUCCUCUCCCCCUCCCCCCCGUCCUCCCUGUCCGAGGAGCCCAGCACCUCCUCAGAGUCCGCAGGCUCCGGGGGGAGCACAGAGGAGGACCCCUUGGAUGUAGACCUGGUGAAAAAAGUUCUGGAAGACAUCCCCAAACACGAGGAAGACUACCUGGACCUCACUCUGGAGGAGGAGAGCGAAGUCAUCGCUCAGAUGAAGUCGUACCUCGAGCUUUAUUACGCGUCAUCCAGCUAAAUAUCGCCCAGUCCUUUUCAAAUGUACCGGCUUGUCAAACUCUGUUCUCAUCAGAUGGUAUCAUAUGUGGAUUUGGCUUAAUUGACACAUUUAAUUAUCAGUUAUUUAAGUAUUAUAAAUGCUUUCUAGACAGCAAUUGUCUGGAUCUUGAUGUGUAAAUAAAUCUGGAUCUUAGGGCAUAAAUAAUAAACCAUAGAUUUGUUAGCAAAAACAGACUAACAAAUAAAUCUCACUCUCCUGGAA
This is a messenger RNA of Anguilla rostrata (American eel), 2292 nucleotides long. It is a transcript of the gene nub1, whose product is annotated as negative regulator of ubiquitin-like proteins 1. The record is from RefSeq and is a predicted model, not a curated record. Bases 142 to 2049 code for a protein of 635 amino acids. Lineage: Eukaryota; Metazoa; Chordata; Actinopteri; Anguilliformes; Anguillidae. Gene Ontology annotation, molecular function: protein binding. The transcript is spliced from 15 exons. Gene Ontology annotation, biological process: regulation of ubiquitin-dependent protein catabolic process.